AUGACUGAUAACAAAUUCAAAUUCAACAAAACAGAAGAUAUUUCCAAAUUGAAAGAGCUCUUUGAGCUUUGUGGAACUCAAUGGGGUGGACCAUUAACACCAGAAGAAUUUGGUACUACAAUCUCCAAAGGUUUUGAAGAAUUUAUAAAAUACAAAGGUGGGAAAUUAGUUGGAUUUUACCUUGAGGAUACUUCAAACAACAAAAUAGUUGCAUGUACAAUCAUCAGACAUGAAAAAGCCUUAUAUAAACCAGCUGAUAGAUCAAGUAUGAUCUCAUCCACCCCCGACCCUUCAUUAUUUGGUGUUAAAAACAUUACUGCAUUAUUAGUUAGUUUUGUAUUCACACAUGAAGAUUAUAGAAAACAAGGAUUAGCGGAAUCAUGUUUAUCACAAGCUAUUGAAUCGACUGAAAGUACUAUAAUACAAGAUCUGUUAGAUAAAAGUAUUGAUUCUCAUGUUGAUAAUUUUAAAAAAAUGACACUUGAUGAUAAUACUGGAGAAACUGAUAGACUGUUAGCAAAUUACUACUUGGGUAAAGAAUACGUUUGGUUCUUGUAUUCUGGUGUUGAUACAUAUUAUGAAAGGUUUGGAUUUAAACCAUACCCAAUGGAUUUUUAUCAAAUUCCAUUACCUGCAUUAACUGAAGGUCAAGAAUCAUUGAUCAAGAAUUUGAUAGAAGAUCUGGAAAAAGAUCAACAAACUAGUCCAGAUAAAAAAUCAAGAUCUGUUGGUAAAAGAAUCAAAUUAUUAAAUUGGGACAAUAAACAAGAUCAAGAAGUUAUUGAAUUUAUAUUACAAACAAAAGAAUUGGAAAUAUUAUCAGAGUUAAACAAAUUAAUGUUUCAUAGUGAAUUACAAAGUGAUCAUAAAUCUUCAUCUUCAUUAACAGGAUUAAAUAAUAUUUUGUCAAUGUCAAAACAACAUGGAGGUUCAAGUAAUGUAUUAUCAUCAAUUGUUGAACAAUCUUUCAAUCCUCAAGGUUCGUCGGUAGCAGAUGGCCCAAGAAGAAAGUCAUCAGCCUUAAAUCAAACAAUCUCAAAAUUUGCAAUCAAACCAUCAUAUGCAGAAUUCAGAAGUAAAGCAAUAACAGAACAAGGAUUUGCUAAAUCUAAAGAAGAAUUAGAAUUUGCAAAGAUUGAAGGUGCAAUAAUAACAAAUGAUUUACAAAAAAGAUCUUAUUACAUAUUAUGGAAUAGUUUAAAAGGUGAAUUUUUCAUAACUGGAAUGGGUGAAAUUUCAUAUGAAAGUGUAUUACCAGCAACAAAUCAACCAAGAAGAGGCUCUUCAUUUACUGGAUUAAAUGACUUAGGUGGGUACAAUUUCCAAGAUCUUGACAUUUUAAUAAGUUUAGCCCUUUAUAACGCAAGACACAGAAGUUCAAAAUUUGAAAAUGUUUAUUUUUCAACAAAUGAUACACCAAAUGACAUUCCUGAUCCAGUAAUGUAUGAUUUUUUUAUAAAUUAUUUACCAUUCUCAUCUUAUGCAAGUGAUGAACAUCAUGAAGCCAAAAAGGAAGAAAAAGCUAAAGGUGAAGAAAAAAAUAAAAUUAAUUUAAUUAAUAAUGGGUCUAAACAAGUUGGUGUCUUACCUAUGGUUAGAAAAUUUGGUACUAAUAAAACUGAAUUUGAAUUGAACUGGUUAAGUAAUGGAAUGUGGUGUUGGGGUUAA
Molecule: messenger RNA, 1668 nt
Organism: Lodderomyces jiufengensis
Lineage: Eukaryota; Fungi; Ascomycota; Pichiomycetes; Serinales; Debaryomycetaceae
Exons: 1
Coding region: 1-1668 (555 amino acids)
Source: RefSeq, a predicted model, not a curated record